Molecule: messenger RNA, 959 nt
Organism: Daphnia magna
Lineage: Eukaryota; Metazoa; Arthropoda; Branchiopoda; Diplostraca; Daphniidae
Product: thymidylate kinase
Exons: 7
Coding region: 150-785 (211 amino acids)
Biological process (GO): dTTP biosynthetic process; dUDP biosynthetic process; dTDP biosynthetic process
Cellular component (GO): cytoplasm; nucleus; mitochondrion
Molecular function (GO): ATP binding; dTMP kinase activity
Source: RefSeq, a predicted model, not a curated record
AUUUGAGCGGGAACUGCAUAGCAGACAAGCAGUAGACUAUCAAGUGACAGCUGAAAAUAGAAGCUUCAUUUUACCGUCUUUUAAUUAUCUCUUGCUGAUCUUUUGUUGGCUUUUUUAAUUACUUAACUCUAGAUCGUAUUAAAGUUAAAAUGGAAAUUAUGAAACGAGGAGCUCUCAUUGUAUUAGAAGGAUGUGAUCGGUCGGGAAAAACCACUCAAUGCCAAAAGGUAAUGAGUUGGCUACAACAGAGCAAUAUAGAGUCUCAUUUUAUGAGAUUUCCAGAACGGUCAACUACCAUUGGAAGUCUUAUCAAUAAAUAUUUGGAGUGUAGUGCAGAAUUAGAAGACCACGCAAUCCAUCUGCUCUUUUCAGCCAAUAGAUGGGAACUAAUGCCUGAUAUGAAAAAAAUACUGUGUAAAGGAACAAACAUCAUUGUGGACCGAUACUCAUAUUCAGGGAUUGCUUUCUCUGCUGCAAAGCCGAAUAUGGACUUGACCUGGUGCAAGAAAUCAGACAAUGGGUUAUUGAAACCUGAUUUGGUAAUAUUUUUGGAUAUCGAUCCCACUGUGGCGCAAAGUAGAGGCGAGUAUGGAGUGGAACGCUACGAAAAUCUAGAAAUGCAGAAACUGGUUAGAUCAAACUACCUCAAACUUAAGGAUGAAACGUGGAAGGUUGUAGAUGCUAGCAGAUCGGUCGAAGAAGUCACGCGUGAUAUUUGCCAGCUAGUUAAGGAAACAUUAGGCAGCAAAUCACUAUUAACCGAAAUCAAACAGUUAAGCUUUUAAAAUGUAGUUGAGCAUUGAAGCAAAGGAAAACGGUUGUUUUAUUCCAAAACCACCAAAUUUACAACAAAAUAAAUGUAAGUGACCAGUUAGGAAACUUGUUUACUGUCUUUCAAUGUAUUGAUGACGCUUCCAUGAAAUGGUAUAGAAAUUGUAAUACACGUUUCUUCGUGAAAA